AUGCCUUUGCUCAAAGACCUGAACUGCUCAAUCGAGCUCUCGGACGACCAAGAGCCGUUGCAAGAGCUUGGGACUGUGUACGGAGAUGCCUGCGUCGAGACCUUCGUCCCUGUGCCCAAGAAGCAGCAGACGUUCACAGUGCACCUCUCGUCUAAGAACUUCAUCGCACCAGGUAUUGCCAUGUAUGUGUUCAUUGACGGUAUCUACCAGUGCAACCGCAACAGGCAAAACAUGAAGCUCCGAAGGCCUCCAGACCGUCGCUCGCUCGUUGACUUCAAGGUUAGACAGAAGGAAGAGAGACAGAAAGAUGGUUCAAUGAUUGCGCGAGAGUGGACAUUCGAGAAGCUUGAUCAUGCAUCAGCAGAUGGUGCACCCGACUCUUGUUCACCGAAUAUCCUUGAGAACAUCGGCUGCAUCGAAGUCGUGGUCCUGCGCUGCGCUGGACCGCGCAACGUCAAAACCACUGCGAAUAUGAACCUGGACGGCGCAACCGAUUAUCCUGACUACCACUUCGAUCGCGAUAGCCGAUCUCGAACGACAGCCUACGAUGACCGCGACCCGUUUGUCAGUACCGCUAGCAACAAACACGGCCCGCCACCAGCAGUACCUUCUUACCGCUCGCCUUAUGCUGAGACGAUGCGCAGCCGUGAACACUCGAAAAGAGCAUACUCUCGAUACUCUGAGCCUGUCAGUCCAGGCAUGCGUCCUCAACGUGACAUUCCAGCUCCAGCAUUUCAGUACGGCAGCGGACCACUUCCGCCACGAUCAAGGGCAGAAACCCACAAGGAGCUUAUGGACGAGGUCGCGCCAAGCAGCUUGUCAAGAGGUGCUCCCACAAUUGACCAUGAUAUACUCGGGAAGAUUGUUGCAGAUGCCGUAAAGCGCGGUGUGGAAGAGUCGAGAAAGAAGGACAAGCCUGAUGGAAGUCGAAUGGGCAGUCGACGAUCCGAACAUGACGUGGAAGACUCCAGUCAAGUCCCUGGAGCGUGGCCAGCAUCUCCAACUCAUGCAUCGAAACAUCGUUCACAGAGAUGGACACCUUCUGGGCGCUACGACCGUGACCACGACCGCCAUGACCAUGACUCGACUGGGGAACGGCAUCCAGAUGCCCCGAAGCGCCGUCCAACUCGAAGCAGAGCAGAAACACGGAUCGCUUGGGAUGAGGAGCCCGGUUGGGACAAGCAGUCCAGAGCUGACGGAUGGAGCUCACCAGGCGACAAUCCUGCAGACUCCUGGGGCACAGAAGAGACUUGGUCAAAGAAACCGCCUGAUGACUGGGAGGAAGUUCGACGAAGAUCAAGGUCCAGAAGCCGCACUGUUCGCACCCCUUCUCCUCCUCGGCGGGCAUCUCACAAUUCGGGUCGCGUCUCUGAUCGCCGACAUUCAAGACAUGACCGCUCUCACGAGUCUCGAUCCAGAUCUCAUUCUCACUGGGUAGAUGAGACCAAGUCAUCCUCGGAAGACAACGACGGCUGGACUCGUAUCGAAGCACCUUCGGACUCCACCACGUCUCUUGAGCGGUCAGACUCUACGCUUAAGCCCUCGCAUUCUCGCAGCCAAGUACAGCCACCCAGGAGCAAAUCUGCUCGACGAAGCUCCGGACGAGAGCGUAGCCGGAAUGGCCACGAGCGAAAGCUAUCACAGCUUGUCGAAAACCCACAGUGGCAUCCUGAAAGCGUGCACCAUGCCCGCCCUCCUUCCGUGUUGGUGACGAACGCAUCUACUCUGAUGUCCGCUCCCAUUUCGCACUACCCAGCGGACGUUCGAUCUCGAAAGCCAAGUGCUUAUACUCAGCCUGCUGCGUCGAUCAUAGCACCGCCACCGACAUGGGGUUGUGCCUCUGAAAAAGGGCAUAAGAAUAGUGCCGCUACGACUUACCUGCCUCCUGCUCCAUUCAGUACAAUCGGCGCAGACCGUCACGAGAGCCGACAGUCCAGCGGCUCGUCAUCGUGGGGAAUCACAGGCAAGGUUGCAUCGAAGGAGGAGGACAGAAAAAGCUUGCCGCAGCAGUUCACUUGGGGCGACGACAAGAACUCUGAAAAGGCUCAGAGCGCCUGGGGAAAUGUUGGUAACAAGACGACUGACUGGAAUAACGACCAAACAAAGGGCUGGGGAGAUAGCGAUGCUGCUGAGCAGAAUGAUGGUAGCUGGAACAAUGAUGAGAAGGGUGACAGUGGAUGGGGCAUCUCAAACGACACAAAAGACGCAGCAGCCGACGGCUGGAACACGAACAACAACAACAACAACAACGAUAACUGGGGCCAGACCGAUACGAAAAUCGCAGCGGUUGAUGGCUGGAAUACAGACAACAAGAACGACAACUCAAAAGACGAGCAGAACGACACCGAUGGCUUCGAGGGAUGGGACGCCAACAACGCUUGGGGUGCCGCGCAGGACACAGACACCGCAUGGGACCAGCCGCAAGAUACUACCAAAGACGUUCCUUUCAGCGCCGACGCCGGUAACAGCUGGGCAGCACCAGCAGCACCGGUAGCCGACGACAAGGCCACCGAGAAAGCUAAGUCGUCUUCGAUUUCCAAGCGACACACCUCCAAGUCUCUGUCCAAGUACCGCCAACUCUCGUCCCCAUCCCUCGCACCAAAAGCCCACUGGCAAUUCCCCCCACCGUCCUCGAAAAGGACACUCCGCCCCGCAACCUCAGACCAAGCAAGCGAGAAGUCAGGCCGAACAAGACUCCUUCCAAGCGUACCAUCCGAGCCGCUCUACAAGAUCCCCAAAUCCGCCGCCGACGAAAAGGGAAUCCAGCAUCAGGUUCUCGCCGGCCCUGGAACAGAGUACGGCCAUGCGGUCAGUCGACCAGAGUAUCUUGAUGGUUUGGAUAAGCCGUAUGCGGUGUUCCGGUUCAAGUAUCGCAGUCGGAGUAUGCUGAGGGGUAUGUUUGGAAGUGAUUGUCUGAGUAAGAGCGGGACAGCGCCCAAGGUUGUGGGGAAAGAGGACUUGAAGGCGUUGCCGCAGGAAGAGUUGAUCAAGAAGAUGAUGGCGUUGCAGAGCAAGCUGGAGGAGAAGGAGGGUGGGAAAGAUGGGGGUGGGGAUGAGGUGAGCCAGUGUACGGAGAGCGUGGCUAAGGAUCUGACGGAGAAGUGGGUGAAGGAUCAUUCGAGGAAUCCGUCGGAGCAGGGGAAGGCGAAGGCGAAGAGUGAGAAGAGCAAAGCGAAGAGUGCGGAGAGCAAAGCGAAGAGCGCGGAGAAGGUCGCUGGGUGGGACGAUGGAGCUGAAGACUGGCAGAAGAACGUGAACUGGUGA
Macroventuria anomochaeta is the source of this 3264-nucleotide messenger RNA. RefSeq lists its product as uncharacterized. The transcript has 2 exons. The coding region runs from base 1 to 3264 and encodes 1087 amino acids. NCBI's taxonomy places the organism in Eukaryota, Fungi, Ascomycota, Dothideomycetes, Pleosporales, Didymellaceae. The record is from RefSeq and is a predicted model, not a curated record.